Molecule: messenger RNA, 1042 nt
Organism: Opisthorchis viverrini
Lineage: Eukaryota; Metazoa; Platyhelminthes; Trematoda; Opisthorchiida; Opisthorchiidae
Exons: 7
Coding region: 344-1042 (232 amino acids)
Source: RefSeq, a predicted model, not a curated record
UAUCUAGAUCAAGCUAGAGCAUGAAAUCCUACUUCAUCCCAAGUAUUUUGGCCCGAACCUGACUGAGACUGUGAAAGCGAAAUUGUUCUCCGAUGUAGAGGGAACUUGCUCGGGAAAAUAUGGUUUCAUAAUUGCGGUCACAAAUAUUGAGCACAUUGGGGCUGGCAUAAUCCAACCCAAUCGAGGUUUCGUCCAGUAUCAUAUAAUCUAUCGAGCAAUUGUCUUUCGGCCUUUCAAAGGAGAGGUGGUGGAUGCAAUCGUCGCCCAGGUCAACAAAGUCGGGGUUUUUGCCGAAGCCGGACCAUUGACUGUAUUUAUAUCAAAAUACUCCAUUCCUCCCAAUAUGAAGUUUGAAGGUGCAGACAAUGCUCCUGAAGGCUUGGAUGCUGAUGAAGAGGAAAAUCAAACGGUUCAAGUGGAAGACCGCAUCCGCGUUCGCAUCAUCGGCCUCCGGGUAGAUGCCAGCGACAUAUUUGCUGUGGGCACUCUUAUGGAUGACUAUCUCGGCCUCCAGAACAUUUCCACACAGGUGGAAAUCUAUCUCCCGAUGCCGUCGUCAGCUAGCCCAUCGGGUGCUGACCAACCGAAGACAUCCGCCGAGCCAACCACUCGCCAAGCAGACCCUAUACCACCAAAGGCCGAAAGAUGUAACGUCCGCUGUGCUCCAAUGGUUGUGGAAGGAACUAUACAUAGUUCGACAGAAACUAUGACAUCUAUGGGCAUCCCGUUCACUUUCAAUGGGAAAGGAGUCCGCAACAACAGACAGCAGCUCGAUGAGGUGACGCACGAUCCUUUGGAGACACAUCGAAGAAUGGAAAUCAGAAGAAACUACCCUAUGCCGAGCCUGACAACCGCUCGUGCUCAACAAGCCCCACCGAAACACGCCCAAAACUUUGGACAGGCGGUUUAUUCGUGUAUACCGAAAGACACUCCAAUCAGCUACAUCCACGCCGGUAAACAGCAUGAGGGACUUGGUAUCCAAAGCCUGAAUUUAACCAUUUUGAUUCAGCGAAGGCUGCCUAUGGAAAAGCUGUCUACCUAG